Messenger RNA from Moneuplotes crassus, 1120 nucleotides. The record is from the annotation of a GenBank genome assembly. Lineage: Eukaryota; Ciliophora; Spirotrichea; Euplotida; Euplotidae.
AAAAAUGUCAGGGAACAACCCAAGCAACCUUUUUGAAGCUUGAUCCAACCCGUUCAGAGAACCUUACCAAGAGUCUUCAAUUCGGUCAAUAGGAUUAGACCUUCCUCGUGUUGUUAGCAUCCAAUACCCGACAAUGCCUGGAGCUAGAGAGGAUAAUAAGGAAGAGCAUUCUAGUAAUCAGAGUAUCAAAAACAAAAGACUCAGAGCCAAAGAUAGGUCGAAGAUGUCAAGAAAUCGUAAAUAAAGAAUAUAUCAAGGAACUAGAGUUUAAAGUCAGAUAUCUUGAGAAAGAGAAUAUUAGACUACAAAAUUUGUUAGCUCAAAAAGCUGAGGAGCAGGAUAGUCUUAAGCAAGAAAAUGUAUUCGAGAAAGAAAAAUAACAAUGGAGUACGUAAUCUUUGGAAGCAAGUUCUAGACUUAGAGUCUCUUGAUCCUAAAUAGAACCCCUACGAAAUUUUGAGAAGUAUGGGAUAAAUUCUUUAAAAUAAUUUUUGACAAGCACAAAGCCUUCAUCGAUGUUGCAUUCAGAAAGCUCAUCAAUGAUAUUCAUGCGAACGUCACUCCCAUCCAUUACAGAGACCUCACUGUCGACUAUGAUAGAGACUACGACAUCAUAAAGAAAUUCAACAACUGUACCAAGUUCAAAGAAAGUGAGUUCAAGAAGAAUCACAACUUAAAUGAAGUUGACCUGUUCAUCGCAUCAUUUAAACCAUCCAAAAAACAAUUCAAUUUUAUCAAGAAUGUGUUCAUCAGGAAAGAAGCUGCUGUUAAAGAAAAAUGUGUGCAAGCAAUCCACAGACUUAUAGAAUCAAAACAGCUCAUUGAAGACUCUUUCACUGAGUUAAGGUUUGCCCUUGCUCUGAUAACUAAGUCUAGAGUUCUAAGUGAAGAACAGUUAGCAAAAUCUAAAAUGAAAGGAUCGAUAUUCUACGAUAGUCAAAGCUUCAGUAAAAUUUGGAAAGUACAGUCAGUCCCAGUAACCAGAAGCUACGACUUGCUCCAAGAUGAAAUUCUUGGUAAAGAUGUCAAGAAGUACCUUCCCCCAUCAGAGCACACAUUCAAUGCUAACUUUAAUAAAUUUUACAUUGAAGAAUAAGUUACUAUUAAAAAUGUUCAAUUA